UACAUCCUACAGUUUUCUUAGCAUUUCGUCUUUCCUUCAGCAUUGAUUCUUUCCUCGUAUGUUGGUUUCAUUGGCUCUUGAUUUUACGCAUUCGUGGUGACGUAAAUACUAUCAUCCUUUCGGGAGGGGAAGCGGAGGCAUUAAUCUUUACAGUCUCAGUACGAGCUCGGACCUGAGAGAGAAUUCGCACCGUGAACAAAGUCUCCGACUUUAAUAAGGAUAUGAUUUAAAAUACUUGUAACAGCUGAGGACGCUAAGCGUGGAGGGAAAGGCGUAAAAAGUUGUUCCUGAUUCUCUGUGGUGGACAUUACCAUCAUCGGUAUAAUCAGCUUCAUCAUCUUCAUCAUCGUCAUUAUCACUAUUAUUGUUGUUGUUAUUAUUAUUAUCUCCGAAAAAUGGUUCGUCCUUCCGUUUUGCUUAUGUGCGUUUUUACCAUCACCUGCGUAAAAGCAGUCCACAGCCAGGAGGAAGAGAAGAUGCGCUUUUUGUGCACCGUGAUCCAAGUUGAUAAAGACCCUAGUUGUGGUGUUCAGAAGGAAUUUGUUCAUAGUGUUCAGGGUGAAAGUUUGAAGAAGACGGUGAUGCAGCUCCGGGAGACUGUUGUCCAGCAACAAGAAGCAAUAACCCAUCAAAUGGGUGCCAUCAAAGAGCUCACAUCCAAACUGUCUCAAUGUGAGAGCAACUCGGAGGAGUCUUCAUCAUGGAAGAACAGUAAAGACACCAUGGAUGAUGUCCCGAGAGAUCCAAAUGAAACUCUGGAUGCACUGGGUAAGACCAUGCAGAGUCUGAAGGACAGGCUUCAAAACCUGGAGCAACAGCAGUUGCGAGCCAGACUCUCUGGAGCUCCAUUUCCCAGUGAACUGCGAGACAUGCUGCAGCAUAGGCUGGAUGAUCUAGAGAGCCAGCUCCUGAGCAAAGUCAAUGAGUUGGAGGAAGAGAAGUCACAGCUGUACAACGAGACAUCUGUUCAUCGGCAGCAAACAGAAAAUACCCUUAACACUCUCAUUAAUAGAAUCUCUGACCUGGAGAGAGCAGGUACAGGAUUCAAGUCCCCUGAGGAUUUUAAACUCUCCCUACCACUGCGCACAAACUACCUUUUUGGUAGAGUGAAAAAGAGCCUGCCAGAAAUGUAUGCCUUUACAGUGUGCAUGUGGCUCAAGUCCAGCUCCAGUCCUGGCAUUGGGACCCCUUUUUCUUAUGGUGUCCCCGGGCAAGCAAACGAGAUUGUGCUGAUUGAAUGGGGCAACAAUCCAAUAGAGCUACUCAUCAAUGACAAGGUGGCACAGUUACCGUUGUCUCUGAAUGAUGGAAGAUGGCACCACAUCUGCAUUACCUGGACUACCAGAGAUGGUUUGUGGGAGACUUACCAGAAUGGCCAGAAAGUGGGAUCAGGGGAGAACCUGGCUCCAUGGCACCCAAUCAAACCUGAUGGAGUCCUCAUUCUGGGUCAGGAACAGGACAUGGUCGGGGGACGUUUUGAUGCCACGCAGGCUUUCGUCGGGGAGCUGGGUCACUUCAAUAUGUGGGAUCGGGUUCUCAGAUCUGUAGACAUCAGCGCCAUGGCCAACUGCUCCUCAUAUAUGCCUGGGAAUGUGGUGGCCUGGGCUGACAGUAAUAUUGAGGUGUUUGGUGGUGCCUCUAAAGGGCCACUUGAAUUAUGUGAAGACAGAAUUAUUAACAAUUAAAAGCUCCAACUGUGGCCCAAAUCCUUGUCCUUGUACUUAUUGAUUUUGUGUCAUAUUUUAUCUUAAAUAAUUGUUUUGUAUUUUAUGUUACAGAAUAUGUAUGCGUGCUUUGGUAAGCUAUAUUAUUCAUUAUUAUUGUGUAUUAUUUAUGUGGGUUCACUAAUUAUCUGUCUGGAUUUUAUGUUCAACUGUAGUUGUAAAUAUUGAUGCUUUACUAAUAGACUUCUAUUAGAUAGACAGGGAAGGAAAGAUUUAUUAUUUAGGACUUCUUACCUUUUAAAUUAACUCAUAUGAGUCAUGAAUGAGUCCUGUAAACCCAUUAUACAAUGGAAACAGUAUUUUAGCUUUCAGUUUGUUUUAUCCAGACACAAAUACUAUCAUAAAUCAGCACAGCCAAAAUGAUUGAUUCUUGUUGUAUACAUUUUUUGUGACAUUUUUCGUAAAAAGUAGUGCAUCCAAAAUUACUGGUAAAAUGAAACUCAUAUUUAAAGGGAAUCUUGUGUUUAAUGUUCAUGUUUGGCUCUGUAGCUUUGUGUUUGUACAAUGAUGAAUUGUUCACUUGCAUUUUAUGAAAGACCUUUGCUGCAAAAUAUUGUGCCAAUGCUUACAGUAUAUUGUUGUUUACAAAUGAGAGAAUAUACGGACAUU
Tachysurus fulvidraco (yellow catfish) is the source of this 2333-nucleotide messenger RNA. It is a transcript of the gene nptx2b, whose product is annotated as neuronal pentraxin IIb. Bases 396 to 1685 code for a protein of 429 amino acids. Lineage: Eukaryota; Metazoa; Chordata; Actinopteri; Siluriformes; Bagridae. The record is from RefSeq and is a predicted model, not a curated record. The transcript has 5 exons.